ACCGCCGUGUGAUACCGCCCUUUAUAGAGAUUCUUUGGCUUAAGUACAUAAUCACAUAUCUAAUCGAACUUGAUUCAUGGUACCUGUAUCAGAGGACAGAGGGAUUCUUCUUGGAAAAUACCUACUAAAUUAAAAUAACACGCUUAAUAACGUUCAUUAGAGAUACUAAAUUAAUGUAAUUUAAUACAUACAUAAAUUAAUAAAAAUACAUAAAUUUCAAAGGAGGUUUGAAUAAAAAACUCCUGCAACUAGUAAAGAAGGUUCUAUACUCAAACCUCCGAAAAUACUGUUGUAAAUUUAUAAAAAAACGCAUUGAUUCUUGUUCGCCCAUCGGACGAAAGAGUUUUUAGUACCAGUAAUUUUCUCCGGAAAAGUUUAGAAUGCUACCAGUUAAUGGUUCCAAAAAGAAAACGCCAGCAAGUGGCGUAAAGGUGAAACCUCAUAGGAAGUCUUCUCCGACAUUCCCUCUUAAUCAUAGUACGUUGUAACUUUUUUUUGGUACAUCAUUUUGUACCCAUUGUGACAAAAUGAAAAGGGGAAACGAUCAUACGUUUUGCUGUGUACCAGGGUGUAAUUCACGAGCUCAGAAAGAACCUCAUUUAAGUUUCCAUCGUUUUCCUGCUUCGAGGUGUUUAAGACAAGAUGACGAUGCGAUAAGGCGAAGAGCGAAAUGGAUUUGUGCUCUUCGGAAAAAGAAUGUUACUGACUUCAUGAAAGUAUGUUCCAAACAUUUCCAGAAAACAGACUACAUUUUACCUGAUUCUGCAACAAAAAGACCACACUUAAAAAGGACUGCUGUUCCAAGUUUGAAUUUACCUACUGAUAAUGAGCAAAGUAUUAGUAAAAUAAGGAAAAGUACUGAUCAAAGGCAUGGAUUCUGGCCAUCUUACCAGAUUUAAACUGAUGAUCUAUAAUCCGGAAAAAUCGAUAAUCGGAAUCGGCGAAGACCCGACGAGUCCGGAUUAUAUUGACUUUUGACUGUAUUAGCAUCAAGUACUGGUUAGUAUAUAAUGUCCUUUUCCAAGUAGACAUGGCAGCUUCUGUUAUGCUAAGGGCUUUUUUUUUCAUGAGAAAUAC
Molecule: messenger RNA, 1077 nt
Organism: Stegodyphus dumicola
Lineage: Eukaryota; Metazoa; Arthropoda; Arachnida; Araneae; Eresidae
Molecular function (GO): sequence-specific DNA binding
Source: RefSeq, a predicted model, not a curated record